GGAUGCCGGGUGUCGGCGCAGCCGCGGCGGCCGCGUCGUCCACUCCGCGUCCCUUUCCGUGCACCUGAGCUGCUGCCCCGCGGUCCUGCGGCUGUUCCUCCCGCCGCUGCGGGCCGCGGGGCCGAGGCCAUGUCCCGAAAGCAGGCGGCCAAGAGCCGGCCGGGCAGCGGCAGCCGGAAAGCCGAGGCCGAGCGCAAGCGGGACGAGCGGGCGGCGCGCCGGGCCCUGGCCAAGGAGCGGCGGAACCGGCCGGAGUCCGGCGGCGGCGGCGAGGAGGAGUUCGUGAGCUUCGCCAACCAGCUGCAGGCCCUGGGGCUGAAGCUGCGGGAGGUGCCGGGGGACGGUAAUUGCCUGUUCAGAGCUCUUGGUGAUCAGUUGGAGGGACACUCACGAAAUCAUCUCCAGCACCGACAAGAGACCGUAGACUACAUGAUCAAGCAGCGGGAAGAUUUUGAACCCUUUGUAGAAGAUGACAUUCCCUUUGAGAAGCAUGUGGCCAGUUUGGCAAAGCCUGGUACAUUUGCUGGCAAUGAUGCAAUUGUAGCCUUUGCAAGAAAUCAUCAAUUGAAUGUGGUGAUUCAUCAACUUAAUGCCCCUUUGUGGCAGAUUCGCGGUACAGAUAAAAGCAGCGUGCGGGAGUUACACAUCGCAUAUCGAUACGGUGAACACUAUGACAGCGUUCGGAGGAUCAAUGACAACUCGGAAGCUCCUGCUCAUCUCCAGACCGAUUUUCAGAUACUUCAUCAAGAUGAAUCAAAUAAAAGAGAAAAGGUCAAGACAAAGGGAGUCGACUUUGAAGAUGACCUGCGAGAUGAGGUGGAAGAUGCAGUUCAGAAAGUUUGCAAUGCGACUGGCUGUUCAGAUUUUAAUUUGAUAGUCCAGAACCUGGAAGCUGAAAAUUAUAAUAUUGAAUCUGCAAUAAUUGCCAUGCUUCAGAUGAACCAGGGGAAAAGAAAUAGUCACAAACAAGCAGCGCCGAGAGCAGCAGCGCUUAGAGAAGAAGAAGCGGCAGGAGGAGCGGCACCGUCUCAAAGCCCUAGAGAGCAGGAGCAGCCACAGGGACAGCGGGAGCGAAGCGGAGGCCAGCGAGCAGGUCACUUUGGUGAAGACCUUCGCUGCUCUCAACAUCUGACGCCACUGCCUGCGGGAGUCGUAAGAAGCGAGUGGAAGUGGCGUGCUGUGCCCCGGCUUCCCAGGAGGCGGGCCUUCGGACCACCCACAGAACCCACCCAGGAGCGCACCUCGGAACUUAGCUGCCUUCAGAAAAAUAAAAGGUCACUUGGCCUGUUGCUAAGUUUUUUAGUUUUGUGAAAAUGGAAUCCCAUAAAAUGCUGCAUUGAUUUCUCUUUAUACAUACCCUUUGGGAUUCUGACCUUGGCAGAACUCUCCAGCGCCCAUCCAGACUGUCAGGGAGUUGGGUGGGACCAGCAGGGCAGAGGGUGUGCUUUGGCUGAGGACUCUGGGUGACUCCGCGGUUCUGAGCGAGACAGAUCUGAGCAGUGGAGAGCCGUCAUUCGGUGGAUGUGAGCUUUAAAACUGACGUCAGAAGUGGCCAGUCUUGGACAGUCUUUGCCUUUGGGGGACCUAAUAUUUCAACAAAUAAGGUAUGCUGAAUCAAAAGGUGAAUUGUUACCUCCCCACCUCAGAUCUCAAAGGCCCGAGGCAAGGAAACUAUGAGAGAGUACUGACCUGUGUAGGCAUAUCUCCUGGGCUGGCCCUGGAUUCAUCCAAUUGUCUGUCAGGGUGGUUUGCUUUCUUCAGAUUAAUGAUGUUUUAAAUUUUUGCUUUUUUUCUUUGUGGUUGGAGCAUCAGUUGUCUCUAGGAAUUGCUCCCAGGACAUUAUGGUUUGGGCAUCUUCCUGGAACAAUACAUCGUAGUACUUAGCAGGCUGCGAGGCUGCACAGUCUUUUCCUUGUACCUUGUGGAGUCCUGAGUAUGAGCGCUAGAGCUCAGUGCGCGUGAGGGACGGGUCCCUGCGGCCUCACUGUCCCCACGGGUGAGGUCAGGGCUUUCACCUCUGGGCGGAGUCCUCACUCUAGCUGAGCUGCUCUGAAUGGACAUUCCUUGUCUGUUGUGUACUACGAGAGUGGGGGAGACCGCAUUGUCUCAGAACAGGCAAGAUUGUGUGCCACAAAUUCAGCAGAAUUAGGACUCAAAAAUAGCGUUAGGGAGACCCAUUGUCCGAAGUGGUGGAAUUGCUUUAUUUACUUGGUUAAUGAAGGUGGCCUUGGGCACUACUGGUCUUUAAAAGUUUUAGAAGCUGCUAAAAAAUUAUCUAUCCUAUAUAAUAAAACCCUAAUAUGCAAAUCGA
Myotis lucifugus (little brown bat) is the source of this 2311-nucleotide messenger RNA. It is a transcript of the gene OTUD3, whose product is annotated as OTU deubiquitinase 3. NCBI's taxonomy places the organism in Eukaryota, Metazoa, Chordata, Mammalia, Chiroptera, Vespertilionidae. The record is from RefSeq and is a predicted model, not a curated record. Bases 130 to 1311 code for a protein of 393 amino acids. Gene Ontology annotation, molecular function: cysteine-type deubiquitinase activity. The transcript is spliced from 8 exons. Gene Ontology annotation, biological process: protein deubiquitination.